Messenger RNA from Leptosomus discolor (cuckoo roller), 1273 nucleotides. The record is from RefSeq and is a predicted model, not a curated record. NCBI's taxonomy places the organism in Eukaryota, Metazoa, Chordata, Aves, Leptosomiformes, Leptosomidae.
AUUUCGCUUGUAACCGCCAUAGCCAUACUUGAAAGUAGCGUUUCCUCCCUCGGCAUGCUCGGCGUUAUUAAUAACUUUGUGGAUUCCAUGUGUUCCCUAGACAUGGAGAAUGUUCCCUGGUUUCCAAAGAAGAUCUCAGAUUUGGAUAAGUGUGCAAACAGAGUGCUGAUGUAUGGGUCUGAUUUGGACGCUGACCAUCCAGGUUUCAAAGACAAUGUCUAUCGCAAGAGGAGAAAGUAUUUUGCAGACCUGGCUAUGAACUACAAACAUGGUGACCCAAUUCCCAAGAUUGAAUUCACUGAGGAGGAGAUCAAGACUUGGGGGACUGUGUACCGAGAGCUCAACAAGCUUUACCCAACUCAUGCCUGCAGAGAGUACCUUAAAAACCUACCCUUGCUCACCAAAUACUGUGGGUACAGGGAAGACAAUAUCCCUCAGCUGGAAGAUGUGUCCCGCUUCCUGAAGGAGCGCACAGGUUUCACCAUUCGCCCUGUUGCUGGAUAUCUGUCGCCCAGAGACUUCUUGGCAGGAUUAGCAUUCAGAGUUUUUCACUGCACUCAGUAUGUUAGACACAGCUCGGACCCUCUCUAUACACCAGAGCCCGAUACCUGCCAUGAGCUCCUAGGCCAUGUCCCUCUAUUGGCUGAACCCAGUUUUGCUCAGUUCUCCCAGGAAAUUGGUCUUGCAUCACUUGGGGCAUCAGAUGAGGCUGUCCAAAAACUGGCAACAUGCUACUUCUUCACUGUAGAGUUUGGCUUGUGCAAGCAAGAGGGACAGCUACGAGUUUAUGGGGCUGGCUUGCUCUCUUCGAUUAGUGAGCUCAAGCACUCACUCUCUGGCAGUGCCAAAGUCAAGCCUUUUGAUCCAAAGGUCACCUGCAAGCAAGAAUGCCUCAUUACAACUUUCCAGGAGGUUUACUUUGUUUCUGAAAGUUUUGAAGAAGCAAAGGAAAAGAUGAGAGAGUUUGCAAAAACCAUCAAGCGCCCAUUUGGUGUGAAGUACAAUCCAUAUACUCAAAGCGUGCAGAUCCUGAAAGACACGAAGAGCAUUGCCAGUGUGGUGAAUGAGCUACGUCACGAGCUGGACAUUGUCAGCGAUGCCCUCAGCAAGAUGGGCAAGCAGCUGGAAGUUUAACACCGCUGUCAGCGGUGUGGUGCGCUCGGCAACUCUCUUAUUUUCCCCACUGAUUUCUUUCUAGGCAUGUAAUGUGUUGUAUGCAGAACUCUCCCCUUUACAAAUGGAAGAGUGAAUGGCCCAUAAGGAUAAUAACUUU